Messenger RNA from Austrofundulus limnaeus, 1275 nucleotides. RefSeq names its product retinol dehydrogenase 8. The record is from RefSeq and is a predicted model, not a curated record. The coding region runs from base 197 to 1150 and encodes 317 amino acids. The transcript has 8 exons. NCBI's taxonomy places the organism in Eukaryota, Metazoa, Chordata, Actinopteri, Cyprinodontiformes, Rivulidae. Gene Ontology annotation, biological process: retinol metabolic process; estrogen biosynthetic process. Gene Ontology annotation, molecular function: all-trans-retinol dehydrogenase (NAD+) activity; estradiol 17-beta-dehydrogenase [NAD(P)+] activity. Gene Ontology annotation, cellular component: cytoplasm; cytosol.
AAAAAUCCUGCGAGCUGCAGAAUGAGGAGAGCACACGGAUACAGCAGGGUUCAUUUGGUUCCAGGCAUAUGUACAGAAACUGAAUGUGGGAAAAAAAAUUCUAGGCAUAUUUCCAAAAUCCUUUCCUCCUGCUUCAGAGCUGAGUGGUUGUCUUCUAGUUUCUCUGUUUCACAAAAAACAGAGAGCCAAAGGAACCAUGGUUUGUCCUGAACAGAAAGUGGUGCUGAUCACCGGCUGCUCUUCUGGCAUCGGCCUGAAGAUGGCUGUGAUGCUGGCCAAGGACAAAAAGAAGCGCUACCAUGUGAUAGCUACGAUGCGUGAUCUGAAACAGAAGGAUAAACUGGUGGAAGCUGCUGGAGACGCACAUGGGAAAACUCUUUCUCUCGCUGUCCUAGAUGUCUGCAGCGAUGAAUCUGUCAAACAGUGCAUUGACGGCAUCAAAGAUAGACACGUGGACAUCCUUAUCAACAACGCAGGGAUCGGUCUGGUGGGUCCGGUUGAGAGCAUUCCCAUUGAGGAGAUGAAAAGGGUUUUUGAGACCAAUUUCUUUGGGGUCAUUCGAAUGAUCAAGGAGGUGAUGCCUGAAAUGAAGAGAAGAAGAGGGGGACACAUCAUCGUGGUCAGUAGUGUGAUGGGUCUACAAGGGGUGGCGUUUAACGAUGUCUAUUCAGCUUCCAAGUUUGCCAUGGAGGGCUUUUGUGAAAGUUUGGCUAUCCAACUUUUUAAGUUCAACGUGACACUGUCAAUGAUUGAACCUGGACCAGUGCACACAGAAUUCGAAGUGAAAAUGAUCCAAGACAUGGGACAGAAGGAAUUUCCCGGCACUGAUCCUGACACCCUACAUUCCUUCAAGGAUCUCUAUCUUCCUACUGCCGUGAACAUCUUUGAAGGCUACGGACAAUCACCCGAGGAGGUGGCAAGAUGCACAAAGAAAGUGAUUGAAUCGAGCAGACCACGUUUUCGUAACCUGACCAACUCGCUGUACUCCCCAAUCGUUGCCCUGAAAUACGCGGAUGAAACCGGAACCCUGUCUAUUCGCACUAUCUACCAUAUGCUUUACAACUUGGGUCCUCUGCUGCAUGUAUGUGCGACUGCCAUGAAGUACCUCACCUGUGGAUGUCUGAGGAGAAGGACAGUUUCCCCGAACUAAAAACUACAUGUGUUACACUGUCGUGUCAAUAGUGAAACUGAAGCAUAUCAUUUCAAGACUAGCUUGUCUUUGCUGUCAGAGGAUCAUAAACAUAUAUUUAAAUAAAGUCAUAACACAUUUCAACA